AUGUCUUCCAAUGAGAAAAAACGCCUUCGAGAUCGUCGCUCACAGCAGACUCUCCGCGAAAAGAAGCUGCGACAUGUAGCCCAGCUCGAAGAACAGGUGGCGCAUUGCGAGGAGCAUCACAGCGACCAAGGUGUGCAACGCCUUCUCCAAGUAAUCAAUGGACUCCGCAAGCAAAAUGAAGUUCUUAUCGCGCGCCAAAAUAACUUAAAAUCCCUUGUCAACUCCUGGGAGACAGAACUGGAUGAACCAGCCGUCACCGAUGACUCUAGCCAUGGCUUGUCAUCUCUAUAUGAGGAGAUAAACAGUCGAGAAGCCCAAUUCGCCCUCCAAACGAACUUCAAUGAAUCAAUACCCCAGCACGGGAUAAGCAGUCUUCUCAACACCCCCGUGUCCGCUGCAUCAACACCCCCAAAAAUGCAAUCUCCAUGCCUGGAACCACUUUCCGCCGAAACAACGCCUCUGUGGAAACAAAUCCCGCCACACACUGACGACUUCAACACACGAACCAUGAUCUCGUGUCCAUGGCUCGUCUACCCAGAACUGAUACUCCCAUGUCCAGACACCCCAAAUUCCCCUCUAGACUUACUGUACGGCACGAAAACAAACGCGCUAGCAGACAUGAUCCACACGGCCCUGCAACGCCGCCCAGUCCGUGACCCAGAGCGAUUGGGUACUGGCUGGCUGACUUAUCACUUCUCGAGAUGGGUCAUCGCGCCCAGCCCGGAGAAUUAUGAGCGACUACCUGUGUUUCUCAGGCCUGUGCAGGGCCAGAUGACAAUUCCGCAUCCGCUUGUGUUGGAUUUCAUGCCGUGGCCAAGGAUGAGGCUGAAUCUGAUCCGGCGAUGGCAUGUGUAUGCCAAGGACCGGGAUUACCUGUUUGGGCUCCUUGCUUGUUGUGUUAAACUUCGAUGGCCUUGGAAUGAGAAGGUUCUUGAGCGGGAUGAGCGGAACGAGUUGUGUAUCAAAAAGGCGUUUUAUGAUUUGUUUAUGAGUGAAAGUGGGUGGGGGCUUACGCCAGACUUUAUUAGACGGUAUCCUGAUCUUGUGGAGGGGAUGGAUAUUAAUCAGGUUGUGAUUGAGCUUUUGUAA
Molecule: messenger RNA, 1089 nt
Organism: Penicillium concentricum
Lineage: Eukaryota; Fungi; Ascomycota; Eurotiomycetes; Eurotiales; Aspergillaceae
Product: bZIP transcription factor
Exons: 1
Coding region: 1-1089 (362 amino acids)
Source: RefSeq, a predicted model, not a curated record